Topomyia yanbarensis is the source of this 975-nucleotide messenger RNA. RefSeq names its product large ribosomal subunit protein uL30-like. Gene Ontology annotation, biological process: maturation of LSU-rRNA from tricistronic rRNA transcript (SSU-rRNA, 5.8S rRNA, LSU-rRNA). The record is from RefSeq and is a predicted model, not a curated record. The coding region runs from base 108 to 908 and encodes 266 amino acids. Lineage: Eukaryota; Metazoa; Arthropoda; Insecta; Diptera; Culicidae. The transcript has 4 exons. Gene Ontology annotation, cellular component: cytosolic large ribosomal subunit. Gene Ontology annotation, molecular function: RNA binding; structural constituent of ribosome.
UGACAGUUCUCAACUCCGUAAAGCUGUCAAAACACAAUGCUACCAACCUAUGUCAACUUCCUUCUUUUACGGUCUUUUCGACGUACAACGUGCUGAUCAAUAGAAAGAUGCCUGCUGUGGCAAAGACUGCUCCGGCGUCGAAGGCGCCGGCCGAGAAGAAGGUCAAAGUGGCCAAAAAGGAGAAGAAAUUGCCGGCGGUGCCCGAAUCGAAACUGAAGGCAACCAAAGCGAAGACAAUCGCUCGACCGGGAAGUUUACGUCGUCGUCGUCAGCUGCACGCUGUCAAGUUGGUUCGUCGGCGCCAGAAUCUGCUGCGGGCGGCUAAAUAUGCCAAGAAAUAUUUGCGGAUGGACCGUGAGGUGGUGCAGAAGGCACGUGAAGCUAAGAAAGCCGGUAACAUUUACAUUCCGGCCGAGCCGAAGGUAGCCUUCGUGAUGCGUAUUCGAGGUAUCAACAAGGUAGCACCGAAGGUCAGAAAAGUGUUGCAGUUGUUCCGUUUGCGUCAGAUAAACAAUGCUACCUUCGUUAAGCUGAACAAAGCUACCAAGAAUAUGUUGCGCAUUGCGGAACCAUACAUUACCUACGGAUAUCCAACGCUGAAGUCGAUUCGGAAUCUAAUCUACAAGCGUGGAUUUGUUAAGCACCGACACAGCCGCAUUCCAAUCACUGACAACUUUGUGAUUGAACGCAAACUGCGCGCCGGUUAUAAACUGCAAUGCGUCGAAGAUCUAGUGUAUCAGAUUUACACCGCUGGGGCCCUGUUCCGCAAGGUCAACAACUUCCUGUGGCCGUUCAAGCUUAACACCCCAACCGGUGGCUGGCGCAAGAAGAAUAACCACUACGUCGAGGGCGGAGACUUUGGCAAUCGUGAGGAUAAGAUCAAUGAACUUAUCAGCCGUAUGGUUUAAGUAAGACGUUCAAAGUAAUCGAGGUUGCGAGAGAGCGUGAUAAGCAAAUAAAAAUCUAUAAACAUAA